AGACAACAAAGUGCACGUGCAAAUGUGCAAACAAGAGCACAAGAAUGUGUGACAAUGUUAGAAUAGGUGCUUAUAUUUGAAUUGGUGAGUGAGAUGUUCUAGUAGAAAAACACUAUCAGCACCAUUUACAGGGAAACGACUAAACCGGGAUGUUAGUUUGGUCCUCACGUCUCCGAGUACAGUUUACUCUUAACUCAUGUUGUUAUGCCCGUCAUUGUGGAGGAAGCAAAGAAAGAAAAAUGUAUAUGAAGAAAUAUUCUUGGGUAGAUCGUCUACAGAGACAUCCCCCCUUAAGCUUCUCUUCCACGUUAAAGAAGUCUAUAACAAUCUGUAACCAUGUUUUUACUGCACAAUCAACAGUCUGACGCACAGCCGUCUGAUACACGCAACAGUCAAAACUGUUAGAGAAAAAUGUCUUUUAAUAACAACUUUCUUUAUGCUGAUUCUACAUUAGGGUAGAGAAACAGCAACGCAGAGCUGUGUGUUGCCUGAGCAGAGCUGUGUGUUGCCUCAACAAUGAAAAUCAUGUAAAUUAAGAUGAGAAAUUAAUUGAUUGACUUCUGUAAAUGCAUCAUAUUAUAUUCCGAGGUGUUUUUAAGGUAUGAGUGUGUAGACUUAUAAUAAACAAUAAUAAUGCUGGUUAAUAAACUUCCCAACUAGACACAUAACGAUGAACUGUUGAGUGCAACUUUUAUUUCUGUGCUGAGGUAUUUAAUCUUCAUGCGACUACUCUUUAAAAACGAUGAAAGAAGCCUGUGUAAACAAACAUAACCAGUUAAUAUAAAAACCAGUUAAUCUGACACACCGGAAGUCGUUUCGUGUUGGCGCGUGCACUGUGCUGGAGGUUUCAGACGCGGUUGGUCGCUGCUGGGCGAAAAGCUGUUUUUGGACUUUCUAAUGUGUAUUUUUACUUUCUUUUUUCCGUCUCCGCUCUAACUUCGCAGGUUUCGCUCUGAAACUAUAGUUUCAUUAAAACGGAUCUUCAUCCGGGUCGGAGCAGACGCAAAAGCUUACCUUUGUCUCAGGUUCGCAGUUUAGCUGGGACCUUUUUCAGAUGGAGGAGCCCAGUGAGGACUGCAGCCUGAAGGAUGACAUGGUGGAUGGGGACCUGGGUGAUGGGAUAGGAGUCACAACAGCACUCAGCUCCACUAGGAUGAAGAGUGACAGAGUGAGCGGUCGCUCAGAGAGUCGGCUGCUCAGAACAGACCCGCUGCAGUGCAGCAGUCGAGCAGGAGAGGCCGUCUGGACUCCUACAAUAAAAACUGCAGAGACACAGCAGAGAGCCCAGCGGGAGCUGUCAUACUUUGGCUCACUCGUGGACCUGUCUAAAGACGAACUCAAGGAAAGACUACAGGAAGCAACUAAGAUGAUAGAUGGACUAUGCUGUGAGCUUGAUGUAGCACACCGUUACUUUGAAGGAAAAUAUGAAGCUCUGAAGAUUCUGCAAGGCAAGGCCAUUCUUGACAAAGCUACAAGUCACACUAAAAGUGUGCUGCAGAAAACUGAGGAGAAAGCCAAAGCACUCGAGAAGGAGGUGAACAGUUUGCAGUGGGAGCUCAGCUUCUCUCAGGCUCAGAUGAAGAAAUCUGAGCAGUCCUGGGAGCACAAGCACAACAGAAUGUCAGGUGAGAACAAGCUUCUGACUGACAAGUUGCAGGAGAUGGAGAGUGAGAGCCAGCAGCUCCGAGCAGAAAACUCUGCCUUGAAGCGACAGUACGUGGAACUUCUCUCCAUGCUGAACGUGAAGGAGCAGAGAAUUUACCAAGCCACCAAACCUCAGUACAGCCUGGACACCGAGUCAGGUGUUCUGGAGUUGACUGUACUGGGAGCCUGCCAGUGUGCGUUUGAUACUGAACCGUGUCCAUGUAGUCGGACUGCUGCUGCCAGCAGGAAGCAGUUGGUCCAGUUACAACAGGAGCUGGAUGUUCAGCGUUUAAGGAAAGAAGAGGCCUUGAUGGUUGCAGAUGCUUUUCGCAUCGCCUUUGAACAACAGCUGAGGAAGCGAAGUGAGGAGUUCCUGCUCGUAGCCGAGGCCAAUAUUAAGAAAUCGAAUCACUCUAAAGCUGAAGGUGCCAACAAGAGUCCUUUAAUAAGUGUAAGUAAGAGGCUGAAGGCAUUGCUCCCCUCUGGUCUGGAGAUGAAGAUGCCUGAUGAACAUUUAGAGACUCUCUACAAGCUGCUGGACUUGCUGAACGACAAGGAGGAGGCCCUGGCCCACCAGAGGAAGGUGAGCAUCAUGCUAGCCCACAGCGCUGAGGAGCUGCAGAGACAGUUGCAUCUGGGUUCCAGUUGCCAGCUGCAGGACCCACCAGAACCCAGGAUUCAACAGAAGCAACCCCAAGCUCCACUGGAGAACCAGAGCCAGUCUCAGAAAACAUCUGAGACAUCAGAACCUGAGGUUGAAGUGUCAUCAGAGUGCAAACUCCACAGUCCACCACAGCUCUCUGAGUCCAGGACAGAAUCAGAGGGUGUGUGAGGCUCAUCAAAGACUAGCAGUAAGGUACUGGCUAAUUACAGGAGCUGCAGCCAGUUAUCGUCCUGAUCUCCCCACAUGAGGAAAUACACUGAGGGUUCUGUCUGAGCACUCGGGCUUUACUCUGAAGUCCCAAACUGUGACAGGUUCAUUUGUGACCUGUCCAGAGUAUACCCCAGUCCUAUCAUGGCUGGAGUUGCAUUAUAUGUUGCAUUGCAUGUUCAUCCAAUAUUAUAAUUUUAUCUUAGUCUGUAAAAUCAAUUGCUUACACAACACAUAACACAACAUCAGCUCUUUGCAAGCAUUUGAAACCAAGGCUAGCGACGGCCCAGAGUGAUGUUAAUGUCUCCUAAGCAAAGCUCUGCCAUCCCAGCCAGGCAGGCCGUCUCAUUAUCAACCUGCCUGUUAUGCAGUCAGCCUCAUAGAGCUGAGAUAGACAAAAGUACUGGGCUACCGCGUUGCCUUUGAAUUCAGGUGUUUAAUUCCAGAUCUUAGCCACGCCCUCUGCCUUUAUAUUUCAUCCUACAGUCUUUCUCACUGAAUUUGAGGGUGAUACUGUAAGGUUUGAUCCAUGAUCAAAAAUUUCUUCCUCCUAAAUGGUCUCAGCUGUGAGUUGUGUAAUUGCAGAGUGAAAGUGGAACCACACAGUCAUGAAAUGACAGCAUGCAGGAAGUUACAGAGCAGGUUCAGCGAGUGCUGCGAUGCCCACUGUGUAAGCGUUGCUGUGUCAGUGACGCGUGAGCUCUCCUGGCAUGCAUAUGAACAACAUGCAGGAGUGUAAUGCAGCUGCUAUAGGUGUGACACGUAGGCUCUGGGGCCAUCGUGGCUCAAGAGUUGGCAGUUUGUCUUGUAACCGGAAGGUUGCCGGUUUGAGCCCCGGCUCGGACAGUCUCGGUCGUUGUGUCCUUGGGCAAGACUCUUCACCUACCGCCUGCUGGUAGGUGAGAGUGAAUGAAUAGUGGAAUUGUACAGCGCUUUAAGGGACCUCGAAAAGCGGCAUAUAAAUGCAAAUCAUUAUUAUUAUUAUUAUUAUUAUUAUUAUUAUUGUACUGUUGUCCAUACACGUUGCAUCUGUGCAGAUUCUAAAGCAUGCUGUGGCUUCUCCUCUGCUCACAGACAAAGGUCAGCUGGGAAACACUGGGUCCUGCUAUGAUGUUAUUUUGACACUCACCACCUACUUAAGCAUUGUUGUACAAACCAUGUAUCAACAAGCUUGAGUGUUGGCUUGGCUUCCAAAGUCCCCACGUCCCGAUCCAGUCGAGCUACAGAUCAGGGAUCGAGUCCAUGCCUCGACAGGACAGGCAGCUACAGAGAGGCACCAACACAAUAUGAGGCAGGUGGUUCAAACCUGACCAGUGUAGGUUAAAGCACUGAGAACAAACAAGGAAAAUGAACAUACAUGAAAACUCGAUUAUGAUCGGCAGAUGAGAUCUGGACUUUGGCUGAUUCCUACAAUCGAAAACACGUGUUUGGGUUGCUGGAUCAGCUGUUCAGGUGAAGGACAGGUUUAUGUUUUUAAGCUGGAAGAUGACAUCUGUCGUUUAACCUGAAACUGCUGUCAAACUGCAGCUCAGGAAGUAACCAGCAGAGGGCAGUGUUUGUGUGUGCGUCUCUGUGCAUUCAUGGCUGUGGUACCUGCAGCUUCCAGCUUUGUGUCACUGAGCUAACACUGUGUUAUUGACAUUUCUGUUCAUCUUUACAAAAUAUCAGCACUGUAACCCUGAGAUAUCGACAUUACAGUUUAAUUGAAUGCAAAGAGACGAUCGUUUAUGGUGGAUUUCAAACUAAAAACAGUCAAAAUGUUUUUAUUAUAGUUUCCAAAAAUGAUAAGUGAACCAUGUGAUACUCAACCACAGAUGUUUGUUCCUGACAGCAUGAACAUGUCGUUUAGUUCCUCAUCAUGGUGCCACAUACUUUGAGGUACCCGUCACUACACCCGAAUAACAGCUGACUCUGCCUGUUUCAUUGGUUUUUACAUUUAUAUUUACACCAAAGGAAAGACGAGUUACAGCCCUGCAUUUCUCAUCGUUUCUCAAACUGCUUCACUGAUUCCUCAGUUUUGCUGAUAUCGACUUGCACAUAGUUCAGUAUACACCAGUACAAACUGACUUUGUGGAUUUUAACCAUUGAAACAUGUGAAGUUGACUGUUUUUACAUUUGUAUGAAGUAUACAUGUCUUCACAAAGAGCGCGGUGGAGUGAUUUUCAGAGAAAAUGUCUCAGCUUUGAAAUUAAUUACUGUUAAAGUAAAACUUUGAAGGAUUGGAGAGCGAGCAGUGAAACCUGUAAUCUCCAAAUCUGUAUUAAAAUGAUUUGAACAGAGAAAGAAUCAGAAGUACAAAAAAAGAGCUUUCAGGGGUUAAAGCUCUGAUACGAACCUCGUGCAAAAGAUGUUGUGUGUGGGUGUGUGUGUGUGUGUGUGUGUGUGUGUGUAUGCAUGUGUGUGUGUGUGUGUCUCUCUGAGACGUUCACAGCACAUCUUGUUUGUGUACAAAGUAAAUCAAUAAAAUAAAUGUUUUUCUUGA
Molecule: messenger RNA, 4997 nt
Organism: Haplochromis burtoni (Burton's mouthbrooder)
Lineage: Eukaryota; Metazoa; Chordata; Actinopteri; Cichliformes; Cichlidae
Gene: ccdc125
Product: coiled-coil domain containing 125
Exons: 12
Coding region: 1055-2476 (473 amino acids)
Biological process (GO): negative regulation of cell motility; negative regulation of Rho protein signal transduction
Cellular component (GO): cytoplasm
Source: RefSeq, a predicted model, not a curated record